Condylura cristata (star-nosed mole) is the source of this 705-nucleotide messenger RNA. It is a transcript of the gene REX1BD, whose product is annotated as chromosome unknown open reading frame, human C19orf60. The transcript is spliced from 5 exons. NCBI's taxonomy places the organism in Eukaryota, Metazoa, Chordata, Mammalia, Eulipotyphla, Talpidae. Bases 16 to 558 code for a protein of 180 amino acids. The record is from RefSeq and is a predicted model, not a curated record.
CUCUGCUGCACAGUCAUGUUCACUGCCGAGGCUCCCGCUGAGCCGGCUGUCCUAGCGGAGCCCAGUGCUGCCGAAGCCCCCGGAGUCUCGGAGCGCGAAGAGCCGACUUGGCCUUGGAAAGAUGCCCCGAUCCGGACGCUGGUGCAGCGCAUCCACCAACUGCAGGCUGAACGUUCGCAGGCCUUCCGCCGCUUGGAGGAAGGCCAUCGCCAGUACCUGCAGAGCGGCCCGCCCUGCGACUUUCCGCGCUACCGGAAUACGGUGCACGAGGUGACCCAGACCUUCGCUGCCGCCUCGCGGGAGGUGCUGGCUGUGGAGGCAGAAUUUGCCGGGCCGCGAGCGCAGCCGCUUCUCGCCGGCCAUGUGCGCAGCCUUCAGCAACUGGAGCAGACACGUCUGGCCACGGUGGCCCUGCUGCAGUUGCUGGGGACACCGGAGCUGACUGAGCAGGAAGACACCAUACAGAUGGACCAGCUGAAGAUCAAGGUAAUUAAAACCAUGGAGGCGAUCAGCGAGGUCCUCCAGGAUCUCAGGUUUGAUGCAGAAUCUGCUGAGUGAUGGUGGCUCCCAAGGGAUGUACUGAGGGAAAUGGGGUGGAUGGCGUCCAUCCCAGCCCUGACCACCUGCUGGUGGGGGUUGCACCCUGCUGUGCUGCUGACCCUCACCUGUGCUGCACCUCCCACAAUAAAGGACCUUUUAUCCAUA